UUUUUAUUUUAUUUUUAUAUUUUAUUUUAUUUUUUUUGCAAACUAAUCGGUUCACGCAUUCUCCGCUCCAUUCGUUCAAUCGUUUCAUCAGCUCUCCUGAUCAUUUGACUCCAUUGCUCUGUUACACUUUGACUUUAUUUCGUUGACAUUAAAAAAAAAAGAAAAUGGAGCAAAAUUCUUCAUCCUCGGCUGUAGCCCGUCUUGCCGCUGUCCAAAAUCAUCUCGCUAUCCAGCCUUGCUUCCAGCGCUAUGCUAUCCAUAAUGACAAGCCAACUGGUCCUGCUGAUCUGGCCCGCGAGCGUGCUAAUGCUUCAUUCAAGGUUGAGGAUAUGACCGAGGUCCUUCUUCGUGGCAAGGAGAACGCUGAAGCUGUUGCCGUUGCUUUCCAAAUGGUUCAACGCGACCCUGAUCUCCGCAUGCGUGACGGCCACCACUACGAUUUGACUAGAGCUGAGGAUCGUGAGCAGACGAUGCGUCAGAUUGCUCGUACAGUCGAGUUGAAGAAAACUAUCAAGGAUCCUCGUCUCCGCCAGGCCUUAUUCAUGGCUAUGGCUUUCUAUUCCGAGUCGUACUCGAUGAGGAUGUAUGUCCACGACAUGUUGUUCAAGCAAGCCUUGUUGCUCUUUGGAACUGCUGAGCAGCAGGACAAAUGGAUGGAUGACAUCGAGAACUGGAGAGUUAUCGGAUGUUUCGCAAUGACUGAGUUGGGACAUUCUUCCAAUUUGCGUGGAUUGGAGACGACUUCGACAUAUGAUCGUGCCACUAACGAGUUUGUGAUCCACUCUCCGACUUUGACCGCCACCAAAUGGUGGAUCGGAAUGUCAGGAGAGACUGCUACACACACUGUUGCCAUUUGCCAGACUAUUGUCGAUGGAGAGAACCAUGGCAUCAACUGGUUCAUUGUUCCCCUUCGUGACCCCAAGACUGGCCGUCUCUUGCCUGGUGUCACCUGUGGUGAUAUCGGCCACAAAUCAUCUCGCCAGGGUCUUGACAAUGGUUGGAUUCAGUUCACUCAGGUUCGCAUCCCUCGUGAGAACAUGUUGAUGAAGUGGGCUUCCAUGAGCCCCGAGGGCGAGUUCACCCCCUCGCCCAAUCCUGUCCUGUCCUAUGCCACUUUGAUUCCUGAGCGUUUUACCAUCCUCACCGGCUCUCAAGUUGUGUUGGCUCAGUCCUUGACGAUCGCCAUCCGCUAUGGAGCUGUUCGUCGUCAGGGUAACCACGAUGAGCAGAUUCUGGAUUACCAGACUCACUACACUAGCUUGAUGCCCGGAGUCAGCUUCAUCUACAUGCUAAACAUUGUGGACCGUGAGUUGUUCGACAAGUGGGAUCAAGUUGCAGAGUAUGCACAGACAGAUGCCGGUGCAUUCAUGCGUGAGAUCCCAGAUCAACACGGAGUCUCCGCAGGAUUCAAGGGUACUCUUGCAUGGUAUGUGACUGAAGUGCUUGAGUCCUGCCGUCGUGCCUGUGGUGGACAUGCUUACUCUGCCUACAACUCGAUCGCCGGAUUGAUCGGUGACUACGGAGUAGUGACAACUGGAGGCGGAGAUAACGUUGUGUUGAUGCAGCAAUCGGCCCGUUACUUGAUCACAACCUUGAAGUGGGCUCAAGAGGGACAGGAGGUCGUUGGAUCUGUCAGCUACUUCAACGAGUACAAGAAGAUCUUGUCGCACAACAAGACCACGCUCCAAGAUCCCCGUGAUCUCUUGAACCAUGAGUUUGUGAUUGACGUCUUGACAUGGGCCUGCGCUAAGAAGGCAACUGAGUUGGCGGAAAAACUGACAGAGGCAGGCAAGGCCAAUUUUGACCAAGCAUGGAAUGCUAACCAAGUCGAGCUAGUUCGCCUAGCAGAUGUGCAUGCAUGGAGAUACUUCUUGAUUUUGUACCAGCGUGGUAUUGAUCGCGAGAAGAACAAGUCCGUAUACCCUAUGCUCCGCAAGAUGGGACAAUUGAUGAGCACGUUUGCUAUCCGCAAGCACUUGGAUCUGUUCUUGGAGGAAAGCUACUUUGAUGGAUCGCAUGCUAAGCUUGUUCGUCAAUUGUUCUUGGAUCAAUGCAAGGAUCUCCGUAAGGAUGCAGUGCCCCUUGUGGAUGCUUGGACAAUUCCAGACUUUGUUCUCAAGGCACCUAUUGGCAAAUAUGAUGGAAACAUUUAUCCUGCUUACUUCGCCACCGUCAAUGCCGCCCAGAAGUCUUACGACCCCCCUGCAUACUGGCACAAGUAUGCCGCACCUUUGGUCAAUGCACCUCGCCCUGGCGAGAAGAAGGGAUGCCAGUGCUAAUCAAAAGAAUACGUUUUUUUGAAAACUUUAAUAUGCCCAUUGUACAAAGAAAACAAUAAAAUUGUAAAG
This is a messenger RNA of Lobosporangium transversale, 2348 nucleotides long. RefSeq lists its product as hypothetical. Gene Ontology annotation, cellular component: peroxisome. Gene Ontology annotation, biological process: lipid homeostasis; fatty acid beta-oxidation using acyl-CoA oxidase. NCBI's taxonomy places the organism in Eukaryota, Fungi, Mortierellomycota, Mortierellomycetes, Mortierellales, Mortierellaceae. Bases 165 to 2279 code for a protein of 704 amino acids. Gene Ontology annotation, molecular function: fatty acid binding; acyl-CoA oxidase activity; FAD binding. The transcript has 4 exons. The record is from RefSeq and is a predicted model, not a curated record.